UUCGCUGUGCAUUAUGGGCAUGGGGCUCCUCCCCACGUGUCUGUGUGGAGCAGAGUCAACAUGAUACCGACACACUUCAGCUGUGUUAGCCGGAGUUAGACCCCCUGCGCACCGCAUUUCUGGACUUUCUAACACACGGAUGAGAUAGCUAAAGCUGUGCGGUGAAGUGUGCAGGUUGGACCUGUGAGAUCUGCUGCAGCUCCUCUCCUGUUUCAUCUCCUCCUCCUCUCCCCCUCCUCGGUCUGCUCACAUCAAUAUGGCCAGCGGGGACGAUGAUGACCCGAUUAUAGAAGAGAUUGAUGUGUACCUCGCCAAAAGUCUUGCAGAUAAGCUGUAUCUCUUACAGUACCCUGUCCGACCAGCCACUAUGACCUAUGAUGACGUCAGCCACUUAGCAGCCAAGAUCAAACCUAAACAGCAACGAGUGGAGUUGGAAAUGGCGAUCAACACAAUGAGUCCAAACUACUGUCGGAGCAAAGGAGAACAGAUCGCUCUGAACGUGGACGGCACGACUUUUGAUGAAACCAACACCUACUCUACGAAAAUGAUGGAUAAGCAGACCUUUUCCUCCAUCCAGGCCACCACCAACACCUCAAGAUAUGCUGCUGCUGUUUUUCGCAAAGGUGAGCUUCACGUCACUCCUCUGACGGGAAUCCUCCAGAUGAGACCGAGCUUCUCUUACCUGGACAAGGCUGACAACAAAACCAGAGAGAGGGAGGCGGCCAAUGAAGGUGGAGAUUCCUCCCAGGACGAAGCUGAGGAGGAGGCCAAAGCAAUCACGGUGAGGUUUGCUCGUCCUGAGUCGGAGCAGGCUCGGCAGAGGAGGAUCCAGUCGUAUGAGUUCCUCCAGAAGAAGCAGGCGGAGGAGCCCUGGGUUCACCUACACUACCAUGGUGUCAAGGAUGGUCGCUCGGAGCAUGAGAGACAGUACCUCUUCUGUCAGUCAGUGGACGCCUCAGAGAACUCUGAACUGGUCAAAACUCCUAAGGAGUAUCUGGCGAUGCUGAUGCCUCCUCUUGAAGAGGAAAAAGUUGUGAAGCCUGUUGGUCCCAGUAACGUGCUCUCCAUGGCUCAGCUCCGCACUCUACCGCUGGGAGACCAAGUGAAGACUCUGAUGAAGAACGUCAAAGUGAUGCCGUUUGCCAACCUCAUGGGCCUCCUCGCCUCCGGCACGGACUCGACCGCGGCGCUGCGCUGCAUCCAACAGGUGGCUCUGUUGGUUCAGGGGAACUGGGUGGUGAAGAGUGAUGUUCUGUAUCCUAAAAACACCUGCAGUCCUCACAGCGGCGUCCCUGCAGAAGUGCUCUGUCGUGGCCGAGACUUUGUGAUGUGGAGGUUCACUCUGGAGCGCUCUGUGAUGAGGAAGGAGAUCGCAGCCAUCAUCAAACUUCCUCCAGAGGAUGUGAAGGAGUUCCUGGAGCAUGUGGCAGCUCCUCGAGUCAACCGGGGCUGGGAGUUCCUGCUGCCUACUGAUGGCGACUUCAUUAAGAAACACCCAGAUAUCACCCACAGGCAACACAUGCUGUGGCUCGGCAUCCAGAGCAAGUUGGAAAAGGUCUUUAACUUCUCUAAAGAAGAUUUCUUGCCAAAGAAUUCCCCUCAGCCUGACCCUGUUCACGUCACCGGGGAGCAGCGUCUAAAGAUGGCUCACGAACGAGCCCAAGCAAACCAGGCGUCUCUACAGAAGGACCUGGACAGCAAGCGGACGGGAAGCCGCGUCCACAUCAAACAGGAACCUGUCAGCGACAGGGAAGAGGAACCUAUGGACACGACCUCCCCGGCCUCCUCCUCCAUCCCUAACGGCUCAGUUAACGGUUACCCCAGUGCCACCUCCCCCGCCUUCGAUCACACUAACGGUAACGGAGGGUCUCCCAGCACGUCGGCGCUGGAGCUGCAGGACUUUGUGUUAAAGACUUUCAGGAAGCAUUUUGUAGUGACGCUGAACGAGUUUAAGAGGCUCUUUAACCUCCACCUGGCUUCUAUGCCGGUGGGACGGAACGUCUUCCACUCCAUCUCGGACCACAUGCUGCAGGACGCCAUACUGCACAGCCACUGCAAACAGAUAAUGGUGCCUUUUCCUGCUCAGAGCUCAGCAGCUCCUGAUGAACAGAAGGUGUUCGGUCUGUGGGAGACUGGAGAGGAAUUCGACAAGCACCGUCGGCUGCUGUACGACCUUUUCACCAAGAACUACAAGGUCAGGAGGAACAUGGUGCAAGCCAGGCUGAACCAGGAGUUUGGAGACGUCUGUAAGGCUGACGUUGACCGGCUGCUCAAUGAGUGCUGCAGCAGCCACGCAGGGAUGUGGUACCUCAAGGGAACGAUACAGUCCUGACACUGAGCGCCCUGCCCCCUGCGGUCACCGUCUGCCAAUCAGAUCCUCUCCCAGGUGUCCAGUGGGAGGGCAGUGAGACAGAAGAGAGCCAAUCACAGCUCGCCCAGCUCUGAGGACAAAGAUGUCGGCCAUCUGCUCUGCUCAGAACAUAAAGCUUUUUCAACAAAGCAUUUCUGACAUUAACACAUGAGCGCCCUGACGCAGUGCAGAGGACAGAGACGAGCUGGAGUGUGGAGUGUCUGAGAUGAAAAAAUGUUUAAAAAAAUGAAGAAAUGGGAAGAUUAUAUAUACAGUUUAUCCUUAGAUUUCUGGAUUUAUGACCUCACGUUUGAUUAAUUUUGAAUUAAACUUUUACCGGAUCAGGAUGGUGUUUACUGUCGGGAGCAAACGUGGCUCAGAUUGCUUUCAUUUUACUCCUGAUUUGUGAGUUUUGCCUGAGAAAACAUUACUUUUAUCAUAUCAUCAACAAAGCAAAAUGUUGUUAAAGGCCUUGUGGAGAGAAAAAACAUGAUUUAGUUUUUCAUCCAGAUCUGACUUUGUUCAGGAAUAUCGACUGAAUAUUUACCCCAGCUUCAGAACACAAACGAAAGUUCGGGGUGAUACAUUAUUAAAACGUGUUAAAGCACUUGAAGGGACGUUGCCAAACUCAAGGAGAGAAAAAAAAAGGGGAAACAUCAAAUGAUGCAAAAAAAACAAAACAAAGAAAAAGUCCUGAAUGUCUUCAUGCUCAUGUUGUACAACUGAAACCACUUCAUGUUUUCAGCAAUGAUGGACCUGGAAACGGCUGCAUUCAAUGUGGCGUCUCCCACACUUCUGUAUUCUUCAGUGUGAACUGAAACAUGAACUCAGACAGAAAAAGUGGAUUAAAUGCUUUUUGUUCCUGGUUGAAUGUUGAGUUUGAAUUAUUUUAAGAGAGCGACUGAUUUUUGAUGAUGGUCAAUAAAAGAUAACAGUUUUGAA
Acanthopagrus latus (yellowfin seabream) is the source of this 3292-nucleotide messenger RNA. RefSeq names its product polymerase (RNA) III (DNA directed) polypeptide E (gene polr3e). Gene Ontology annotation, biological process: DNA-templated transcription. The coding region runs from base 257 to 2332 and encodes 691 amino acids. Gene Ontology annotation, cellular component: nucleus; RNA polymerase III complex. The record is from RefSeq and is a predicted model, not a curated record. The transcript has 21 exons. Lineage: Eukaryota; Metazoa; Chordata; Actinopteri; Spariformes; Sparidae.